AUGUAAACAACACAAGCUUCACGUGAAGAAAGUGUUGUCUGCAUUUUUUGGGAGAAUGGCAACUUUUGACUGGGAGGCGAUUCUUAAAUCUGCAUACAGGGAUUGUUGUGAUGGAGAGGCGUUUAGUGAAUUCAGAGGAGCUUCAUCAGAUGCUGAUCGUGUGUCCUGGUGCAGUCAAUUUUGUAUUUGGAGUGAUGACAGUGUUCGUCAGUUUAUCCAGAGAUGUGUUGAAGCAAGCUGUACCAAGACAAGCAGCAAGUCAUAUGAGCUGAGCAGAUCUUGGAGGGAAGAGGGAAACGAAUGGUUCAAGAAGAGAAGAUACAAUGAAGCGCUCUUAUCUUAUACUAAGAGUGUCCGGACAGCACCUUACGACCGUGAUGGUGCAAGUAUAUCUGACAGCCAAGCAUUAGCAACGGCAUUCGGAAAUCGCUCUGCUGCCCUCUAUCAUCUUAACAAAUAUGAGUUGGCCAUUCAAGAGUGCGACCGUGCCAUAAACCACGGCUAUCCUAAGGCGCUGCUUCAUAAAAUACUGCAGAGGAAAGGACAGUGUCUCAUCAAAAUGGGUCAAAGCAAAACGGCAGCUACAGUUUUGAGACAAGCCCUGUUGACGUUGGAUGAAGAAGCCAAUAUGAGAAAAGAGAAAAAAGAAUCUUUGAAGUCUGAGAUAGAAAAACUCCUCAGUGACUGUUCACAGUCAAGUGUGGACGGGAUUACAACUAUCCCCAGCAAACCCAGCAAGCCAGAAGAGCUGUGUGAACCAUCAGACGAACUAGCGAGUGCAUCUUCCUCUGUAGGCCUACGAAUCUGCAAAGACCGGGGCAGGCACCUUGUUGCUGAUUUGCCAGUGAGUGCAGGGGAACUGCUUAUCAAGGAGAUGCCAUACGCAGUCGUUCUUUUACCAGAAUACCAUAGUACACAUUGUCACCAAUGCUGUAGAACAACGCUAAACCCUGUACCGUGUCCAGUGUGUACUGAUGUCCAGUACUGUAGUGACCAGUGCAUGCGGUCAGCCUGGGACUCCCACCACUGGCUGGAGUGCGGUCUGUGGGAUGGUCUCAUGAUGUUUGGUACCCAAGCCUGGCUGAGCCUGCGUCUUCUCCUUCAAGCCCAAUCUUGGCAAAAUGCCAAGCGUGUUGCAGACGAAGCUUGUUCACAGCAAACCUCAUCAUCAGCCUCGUCAAAACACCUCAGUGCAGACCCUCAAAAAUCUGCAACGGAGAUUGGAGGAGGGAAAGUAACACCUCAAGAAAGUGAGGUUAAGAGGGAAGAGGGAACCUCUCUAAAUGGUCAUGGAAAACAACACCAUGUAAUAGACCCCCAAACCUCACAAACAGAGAGUGUAAGGGAAGAGUCCGAACCUUGCAGUACAGAGAAUACCUCACCACACAAUUCUAUGCAAGAGCACAUCAGUGAGGAACCUCAGAACUCAACAGUGGACAUUGUUAGAGACGGUGAGGAUGAGGUUAAGAGGAACAACAGAACCUCACUCCCAGGAUGUGAUCAAGAUGGCUGCUAUCGGAGCGACUAUCGAGCAGUAUACCUCCUCAUGCCUCACACAAAGAACCAUUCUGACCAACAGCUCUUCAACAUGACAAUGACGGCCCUCUUGCUUUCAAAAUGUAUCCAGAGAAAGCUGCUUAGCUCUACGCGGUGGAUGCAUCAUAUUCAAAAGGCCUCUGCCACUGCAUUAAACUUGGGAUGCCUCAAAGAGGGAAGCAAGGAUAGGACAGAAUGUAGCAAACAGUCAAACUGUACCAACAAUUUUGAAAGUGAAAAGAAAUAUGAUUGUCACAAACCCAGCCAUAAUCAACUUGAUGAGAACUUCCCGUCAAUUGUUAGUGAGACGGCUGCGUUGCUCCUGCGACAUUUGCAACAGUUGACUUGUAACUCCCAUGCCGUAACUACCAUCCAGACAUCAGAAGAUUUGAACUCUCUCUCAAGCAUGGACAAAAAGCUUGAACCAACGAACUCAAGACUUGGUGCAACUAACCAAACAUUGAAUGCUGACACACCAGUCGACACAACGGUGGACAAACAACAUGAUAAACAGCGUGAGGCAGUGGUAGAUACAACCAAACAGGUUCGACUGGCUACUGCCAUAUAUCCAACAGCAAGUCUGCUUAAUCAUUCCUGCCAACCAAAUGUCAUUGCAAGCUUUGAUGGUGCUGUCUUGACUAUGAGAGCCACAAGAGACAUCCAACCAGGACAAGAGAUUCUACAUUGCUAUGGACCUCAUGCCAAGCACAUGAGCAGAGAUGUGAGACAGAGAGCUUUACAGGAGCAAUACUUCUUCACUUGCACCUGUCAUGCAUGCACCACGGCACCUGCUGAUGAAAUAGAGAUGUGCGAUUGGUCCAACUCAUUUGCGUGUUGCAAGUGCAGUCAUCCGUUAGUGCAGAGAGAAGGCAAGAAGAAAGUUGGUGUGUGCGUUAAUUCAAAAUGCAGACAUACACAGAGCCUGAGAGACAUGUUAAAGGAGAAAGAGAGAGCUAGCAAUUUGUUCAAAUUAUCUCAACAUUUCUUGGCAUGCAAACAUGUUGAAGAAUGUCUGGGAAUCCUACAUCAAUGCUACAACAUCCAGCGAGAGAUAUUGUACAAGCACCAUAAAGCAUUAGCUGAGACGCAGGACUGCCUGGCGCAAUGCUAUUCACACAUGGGUGAUUUUAAAACAGCCGGGAAGUAUCUACAACUGAGCAUCGAGACAGUAGAGAAGCAAUAUGGAUCAGAAAGCAUUGAAUUGGCAAAUGAGCUUCAUAAACUUGCACAAGUUCUAUUUAAUGGAGGUGAGGUACAAGACGCCCUCGUCAUCGUGGAUCGUGCCAAUCAGCUUCUGGGUUUACAUUAUGGACCAAACCACACCGAUGUACAGGAGCUGACCGAAAUGAAAUCAUGCUUAAUGUCCCUAUGAAUAUGAGUCUUCUAUCGAUUACUUCAUUAACUCUUAAGCACUUGUAUUACAUUGUACUACACUGUAAUUACUCUUGGAUUAAUCCAUGAAACAAUAGAGGGCUGGGGCAGUUUUGGGAUAGUAUAGAGAGUAACAG
This is a messenger RNA of Patiria miniata (bat star), 3044 nucleotides long. RefSeq names its product SET and MYND domain-containing protein 4-like (gene smyd4). Gene Ontology annotation, molecular function: protein binding. The record is from RefSeq and is a predicted model, not a curated record. The transcript is spliced from 18 exons. The coding region runs from base 56 to 2908 and encodes 950 amino acids. Lineage: Eukaryota; Metazoa; Echinodermata; Asteroidea; Valvatida; Asterinidae.